Drosophila serrata is the source of this 813-nucleotide messenger RNA. RefSeq names its product Sodesque (gene Sodq). The record is from RefSeq and is a predicted model, not a curated record. NCBI's taxonomy places the organism in Eukaryota, Metazoa, Arthropoda, Insecta, Diptera, Drosophilidae. Gene Ontology annotation, biological process: superoxide metabolic process. Gene Ontology annotation, molecular function: copper ion binding.
AUGCUUAUUAAACUGAUUCUGGCAUUCGUAAUUGGGAGUGGAUUCAUUUUUGUGCCUGGCAGUGCACAAAAUCUGCUCGAUCGUCUACGUCCGGUGAAUGUGACCCGGUUUGAUGAUGGCAUCAAAGUGGUGUCCGGCACCAAGGUGAAGCGGUAUGAGAGACUGACGGUGCCGCUGGGAGGUCCUGCGGGUAUACCGGGAUCUGCUGGUCUUCUGGGACCACUUCUGCCACCACAACCGGCUUACUUGGGAUAUACCUAUCAGUUGGUGCCCCAAUGGCAGGCUGGGGCCAAAUUGAUGGGCGAUGGAGAGGGCGCUGGUGUGGCCGGCAUGAUCUCCUUCCUGCAGCUACCCUAUAACUCCGACAUCAAGGUUACAAUCAAUGUUACGGGAUUGCCACCUGGAAAACAUGCUCUGCACAUACACACCUUUGGGGAUCUGAGUGAUGGCUGCAAAUCGACGGGCGGACAGUUUCCUAAUAAUUUUCUUGGCAAUGUAGACACCAAGGACGAUGGCAGCAUCUCUGCGGUCUUUCAGAGUCUUUAUCUGCAGUUGUUUGGCUUUAAUGGUAUCAUCGGACGAUCCAUUGUGAUCCACAGCAAAGCUAUUGAUUUAAAUACGGCCUUAAAUGCGGAAGUUUUUUCCUCUUCGCUUCAGGCAAUGCCCAAUGCAUUGGCCUAUCAGAAUGAGGAGAACUCGGUGGGUCCGGCCAUUGCCUGUGGAGUGAUCAGUUUGAUGAGCACGGCCCCCAGUUCUUCAGGUAUGGCUACUGGAGCACCUCCUGCGGCAUCUGCAGCUCCAGCUGAGAUUUAA